AUGGCCACUAAUAAAGACCCGACUGGACCUGAAUACCCAGAGAGCACAAUUGAAAAGGACAAUGGAAAAGACAAUGGAAAAGACAAUGGAAAAGACAAUGGAAAAGACAAUGGAAAAGACAAUGGAAAGGAUAAUGGACAGGACAAUAGUAAGAGCUCUAAGCAGUCGGAGCCAGCAGGACAAAUAUUUGGAAGUAAGAAUUAUAUCACCUCUACGUUUUCUAUUGCAGACCAAGAUUCAAUACCAAACUUAUGGCCAGAUUUUGAUGGCGAAUAUUGCCCAAAUCAAGAUACACUACAAAAAGAUGAUGUAUUGGCAGAAGCCCUGAUAAACGAUUCAAAUGUGUUACCAAACAACAUUCAACGUUGUCAGUGA
Messenger RNA from Magnusiomyces paraingens, 375 nucleotides. RefSeq lists its product as uncharacterized. Lineage: Eukaryota; Fungi; Ascomycota; Dipodascomycetes; Dipodascales; Dipodascaceae. The transcript has 2 exons. The coding region runs from base 1 to 375 and encodes 124 amino acids. The record is from RefSeq and is a predicted model, not a curated record.